Molecule: messenger RNA, 517 nt
Organism: Wasmannia auropunctata (little fire ant)
Lineage: Eukaryota; Metazoa; Arthropoda; Insecta; Hymenoptera; Formicidae
Product: calcium-independent protein kinase C-like
Exons: 2
Biological process (GO): protein phosphorylation
Molecular function (GO): ATP binding; protein serine/threonine kinase activity
Source: RefSeq, a predicted model, not a curated record
AACAAUUUUGGAAAAUUUCAGGGAAGACAUAGAGAAAGAACACGUGGAUUUACGACUCUUUACGACGGCAGUUGGUCUAGCUACGAUAUUGAUAAAGAUUUUUCAGUUGCGACCAGUAUGGAUCGAUCGAGUACCUACCUUUGUUGCAAAAGACAAAUCCAAUAUCAAAACACGGCUGCUUACUGGAAAAUCGCGUAAAAUGACGAUCAGAGGACAUCAUUUUGUAGCGCAUCAAUAUUUUACAAUAACUUACUGCAAUCAUUGUCAUCUUAUUAUAGGCGGUAUUGGUCCUCAAGGAUAUUUAUGCAGUGAUUGUUCCCUCAACGUACAUCGACAAUGUGUUCGUGUAGUAGAAGAAAAUUGUCCUGGUCCUUUAGUGCGAAAAGAAAGAGCCAAUGAUAGGAUCAGUAAAUUGAUGGAACGUAUUCGACCAGAGAGAAAACCUCCAUCAUCCCAUCAUCAUUCCCAGAACCAUACAUCGCAUCGUAAGUUUGGCUUUUAACAUUUUGCAAAUUGU